Molecule: messenger RNA, 981 nt
Organism: Dujonia railenensis
Lineage: Eukaryota; Fungi; Ascomycota; Pichiomycetes; Serinales; Debaryomycetaceae
Source: the annotation of a GenBank genome assembly
AUGUCGGUCGCAACUCCCAAGAGACAGCUUACCAGUAGAAAAUCGUACAGUAUUCUUCCGACUGUAGAUGGAUCUGGUGGAAAUUUAAAUGGUAGCCCGCAGUGGGCACAUGGAGGAGAUAGGAUUUUAAGCGAAACUACAGGGCUAGUCAAGUUUGCCUUGUCUCCCAAUAGAGCCAAAAAGACGUUGACUACUAAGAAGUCGGGCUUACCUGUAUAUAUUCCAAUAGAUGAUAGAUCGAGCCAUGAGGUUGAAGAGGUUAACAUCCUAGAAAAAUUUGCAAAAAAGCAGAGGCAGUUGGUAGAAUUGGAAAAGCAAAUAGAAUUGGUCAAGUUUGAGUUGAUGGAGAUGUCGGAGCAGAUUAAAAGUAGCCAUGGGGAUGUUAAUGACAGCAACAAAAGUAACAACAAUGGCGACAGUAGCAACAAUAGUAGCACUAGCACCAGCAACGGCACCGGUAUUGCAACCAGUGCUACUAGUAGAAUUGUAGAGUCCCCUUCUAAGUUGAAUUUCUUAAAGAACAAGGCGUCCAACAUCUUCAACAUUGAGAUACAGCCUUCCCAGGCACAGCCAAUUCAAGAAUACUUCAAUAAAUUUCAAAAUCAAUUGAACCAGUCUAAAGUGAUACCAAGAGAGGCUUUGAAAAAUAUUGUCAAUGACGUAGGGAAGAACAUUGAUGAAAAUAAUACAAAGAUAAAGCAAUUUAUAAAUGCGAACCCAACCACAAAGAAGUUCAAUGAACUCAUAAAUAACUUAUCGCCUAGUAGAUCCAGUAAGGUGGUGACACCUUCAACCAGAAGAGACGUUGCAGAAACAUCGUUAAUGUUUGAUAACUUGGAUUUGAACGAAAUUAAAUUUGAGAAGAGUUUGAUAUACGAAGGCGGCGAUUCUAUUAUAUUCGAAGGAGAUGAAGAAUUACUUGGAAAUAGCUCUAAUAUCGUGGACAUAGAUGAUUACGACAGUGAAGAAGAGAAGUUAUAG